AUGGGACAGCGAAACACCAAAGUGAGUCCGAUGACUGUUGGAGAGGUGUACGAUCAACAUCUUAGUACACCCCCAAAACCCAGCACCAACACGGAGGUUCAACAUCCCCCUCCCCGCGAUGAGACCCCCGUUGACUACAUCUUCAGCCGCUACGCCAUUGGUGAUCAGCUGGGGAAAGGCGGUUUUGGCGUGGUGUAUGAAGGGAGACGUUUGGAUGACGAUCUUAGAGUGGCUGUGAAAUAUGUCACAAAGACUCAGCACACGGAGUGUAUCUUCAUCCCCGAUCAUCCAAACCCUCUUCCGAAAGAGAUCGCCCUCACCAUCCUGGCCAACAAAGGACACAGAGUGCCGGAGAUAAUCAGGCUGCUGGACUGGACGGACCACCCUGACCACUUCGUCCUGGUCCUGGAAUGUCCCUCUCCCUGCGAGAACCUGGUAGAGUUCAUCAUGCGCCACGGUGGAAGAAUCGAUGAAGAAACGACGCGCCAGAUCAUGUGGCAGGCGACUUACGCUGCACACAAGUGCUGCCUCCGCAGAGUCUUCCACCGUGACGUCAAACUGGAGAACCUACUGAUCAACAUCGAGACAUCCGAAGUCAAGCUGAUUGACUUCGGAUGCGGGACAUUCUGGGGACUUCAUCCUACAAGUCCUACCACGGUAUGUUUCAGAUGAUUCCCUUCUUCUGAUAGAUAAAGAACAAUCAUGCUGCGCUAAAGCAAACUUAAACUCCACUCUGGUCCAGGCACA
Molecule: messenger RNA, 747 nt
Organism: Puntigrus tetrazona (Sumatra barb)
Lineage: Eukaryota; Metazoa; Chordata; Actinopteri; Cypriniformes; Cyprinidae
Product: serine/threonine-protein kinase pim-1-like
Exons: 4
Coding region: 1-672 (223 amino acids)
Biological process (GO): negative regulation of apoptotic process; protein autophosphorylation; regulation of mitotic cell cycle
Cellular component (GO): cytoplasm
Molecular function (GO): protein serine/threonine kinase activity; ATP binding
Source: RefSeq, a predicted model, not a curated record